This is a messenger RNA of Asterias rubens (European starfish), 3842 nucleotides long. RefSeq names its product translation initiation factor IF-2, mitochondrial-like. Gene Ontology annotation, molecular function: GTP binding; GTPase activity; translation initiation factor activity. NCBI's taxonomy places the organism in Eukaryota, Metazoa, Echinodermata, Asteroidea, Forcipulatida, Asteriidae. Gene Ontology annotation, biological process: translational initiation. The transcript has 15 exons. The record is from RefSeq and is a predicted model, not a curated record. The coding region runs from base 73 to 2337 and encodes 754 amino acids.
CUCUAUGAUCAAACUCAGACUGCAUUUCAAAAGAUCGUUCUUUGUAAAAAGGUUUGAUUUUAAGGGGUCAAAAUGGAUUUUACAAUGCAGAGACGUCUGUUGCUUCUAGUUAGACAAAUUGCCAUGUGUGAGUGGCAAUCAAGAUUAUCACACUCAGUUUCUUCACAGCGUCUGAUUUCCACACUACAUCUAAAAUGUCCCAAUAUCUCGCAGCAUUCAUGGAAGCCGAUGCCAUACUUGCCAUCACUCAACCGACUGCAUCUGCAGAAAGGCCCCAAUGUUAAAGCCCUGUCUACUUAUUCAAGCAUAAACGCGACUCAGUCUGGCUCUAACUGGAAUCAACCGAUUCGGUACUAUGCCAAAGGAACGUCACAGACAAAGUUACAGCUCCGAAACGAAAGAUUGGCCGAGCAGAGAAAGCGAAGGAAAGACAGAAAAAUUGUUGAAAUCAAGGAGAAGAUGUCCAUUCUUGAACUAGCUGUCGCGAUGGAUACUGAUAUAGAUAAUGUUUAUGAGUGUCUGCUAUUAAAAACGAGCAUUGAUGAUCUGGUCCCAACAAAAGUUUUAAAUCUGGAGACAAUUAAAGUGAUAUUGAAACUACUAGAUAUGAGUUAUCGCUUCGCAUCUCUACAUAAGAAUAGCACCAAAGAGAGCAAGGAUGCGUUCAGGAGAUUGCCUGCAGACCCCUCCCAGUUGAAGCCACGCCCUCCUGUUGUCACGGUCAUGGGUCAUGUAGAUCAUGGGAAGACGACAUUGUUAGAUUCGCUGCGCAAGACGUCGGUGGCUGCCGGGGAGGCUGGGGGAAUUACUCAACAUAUUGGAGCUUUCCUGGUCCCUCUUCCAAGCGGUCAACAGAUCACCUUCUUGGACACUCCUGGUCAUGCAGCCUUCUCCUCGAUGCGAGAGAGGGGAGCUAACGUAACUGAUAUCGUCGUUUUGGUCGUAGCUGCUGAUGAUGGAGUCAUGGAACAGACCAAGGAAUCUAUUAGAUACGCUCAGAAUGCUGGAGUUCCAAUAAUUGUGGCAAUCAACAAGUGUGACAAACCAGAUGCCGAUUCAGAUUUCACAAAGAGGGAUUUGUUGGGCAACAACAUUCAGCUGGAAGAAUUCGGUGGGGAUGUGCAAUCUGUGGAAGUAUCGGCCCUGAAGGGAACCAAUUUGGAUGCUUUGAGUGAAAGCAUUGUUGCCUUAGCAGAGGUGCUGGAGGUUGGUGGAGAUCCAGACGGACUUGUUGAAGCAACGGUGGUGGAAUCACGGGUUGACAAAGGAAAAGGUCCAAUAGCUACAGCAAUCAUCCAGCGGGGCACACUGAAGAGAGGGAAUAUCCUGGUGAGUGGGACCGCCCAGUGCAAGGUGCGGGCCAUGUUCAAUGAGUUAGGGCAGCAGGUGCAGAGUGCAGGGCCAGGUAUUCCGGUAGAGCUGAUUGGAUGGAGGAAGCUGCCCAGUGCAGGGGAUGUCAUAUUGCAAGUGGAAUCAGAGAAAAGAGCCAAGGAGGUCAUAAGAUGGCGGGAGGAAGUGUCGGAUUCCAAGAAACUAGAUGAUGAGGCAGUUAUUAUCCACGAGAAGGCUGCCGAGCAUCACCGAGCUUACAAGGAACGCAAACAAGCCAAUAGUCUCUUGAACUGGAGGACCCUUAGGGCUCAAAGGGCAGCUGAGAGAUUCGCUCGGCCGAAGGAAAAUGUGAAAAGCAGCGACCCGGAAUUAAAUCUAGUUGUUAAAGGUGAUGUAGACGGCUCAGUGGAGGCCAUCUUGGAUGCCUUAGCAACGUAUGAUUGUCAGCAUCAAUGCAAGAUGGAGGUGCUGAGCUAUGGUGUAGGAGUCAUCUCGGACAAGGAGGUGGAGCUGGCAGACACAUUCUCAGGUAUAGUGAUUGGUUUUAACGUCACAGCCAGCCCAGAGGCAGAAACACUGGCACAAGAAAGAGGAGUACCCAUGAAGAUGCACUCAGUGAUCUACAAGAUGCUGGAUGACAUCAAAGAAGAACUCAGCGGUAGACUUCCUCCCAAGGAGGAACAUGAUAUCAAAGGUGAAGCGACAAUUAUUCAAGAGUUUGACAUCACUGUGGGCAAACGGAAGGUCCCCAUCGCAGGCUGCAAGGUUAACAGCGGAUCUCUUCACGCUAACAAACUCUUUAAACUCAUCCGUAAUAAUGACACACUUCAUGAAGGUCCUCUCGCUUCACUCAAACACCUGAAAGAGGACGUGACUUCCGUCAACAAAGGCAUGGAAUGUGGAAUGAGGUUCCAGGAGCAUCUGGAGUACAGACCCGGAGAUACAAUAGAAUGCUAUGAGAUCAAACACGUACCCCAGACUAUUGACUGGCAAUUGGGAUUCUAAAGACCAGGGCCCAAUUUCAUAGCAAUUGAGUGGAGGUUGUGAAAGUUUGUCUUUCAUACCCAGCAGUGGGUGUGGGAAUUCCCCUCGUUACUUUCUUUUCCCCAUAAAUUUGCCCCUUCCAUUCCCACCUUAUUUUUGGAUUCUCAUAAUUGAGUUUAACCCCAAACCAUUGCACCCAGCUACCCAGCUCAAGAAUCUAUAGUCGGCCAAUGUGGUGGGUCUAUGCUUUUUAAGCAGUACAAAAAUACAUUGAAGAUAAAUGUGGAAGUAAUACAAUCUUAAGAGGGUUAUGCUGCAUUAUGAUUUCUAUUUGGAGGUUACUUGUGCCCAAAGGUUUAUUUUACUGGCUCUAAUUGAGGUUUUGCAAAUUUUUAAAGAUAAUUAUUUAUAAUGUUAAAUAUGUCAAGAUGUCUUUUCCAUUCUGUGUUGUUUUUAUCAAAUGAAAUAAAGCAUUGAAAUAUGGAUAUGAAUUGCAAAUCUUCCCAAUAAUUUUAUGUUUGGCUCAUGAACAUUUUGAAGAAAUAAGGAAUUGUCUAAAAGUUUUGUUCACAAAUUCAAACAAUGUGUUGUUACCUUGAAUUCAACAGGACAUCGUUUCAACAAAAUCACAAACUAACAAGGCACAGUGUUCCACUAUGCACAAGACUUGAUCAAUAUGUAGGUACUUGUCAUCUUCGUUGAGGUUUUUAUGGCAAAAAUUAAUUUGUCAAUUAGUUACAUGCCAAACCAAAAUUAGUUUGGCUUUGCAAUACUUGGUCAAAGAGAAUCAAACAAAACAUUGAGAUACAUGGUUUGUUAAUUAAUAGGGUCAAUCAGUUAUAAGCUUUCACCCCUGCUGUCUUCAAGUUCAAAUCCAUCAAAUCACAGCCCAAGAUAUAAUUUUGAUUCGAUACUGAACAGCAUCACCAAUCCAAAUUAAUGUAUGCAGCUGUUGCUAAGGGUGUUGCUAUGGACAUCCUCGACUUCAAGGCAGUGGCACAACCAGACAGCUUCAUUUGGUGGCGAACAGACAUAAUUUAGGGGGAGGGGGAUCCUCUGUUCAAUGUAUUGAACCAUUGAUUUGUGCAUUUUUUCCGAGGGGGGGGGCGGCCACAGCUAAUUCAGACACGGCCUUGGGACUUAAAACGCACACCAAACUUCUCAAGUCCAAGCUUUUGGGUAUUUAAUCCAGUGUUGUCCAGAGGGGUGUUUGGGUGUCUUUUGGACACCUGGGUUCAAAACACCCCGUUUGUUUGUUAUUUGAUGUAUUGUAAGUGAUCAAUUUGGACAACCAGUUUUUUACAGUUUCCAGCAAAUUUUGAUACUCUCUUUUUAUACAAAAUUCUGGCUAAAACCUGGAUUCAAUCCCCAGCAAACUGGAGGACCCUAUCAGAAUACUUAAACCACAACAAAAGACAGACUGAGAAUUUUGUAUUUAUAAUUCUACAUGACAAGCUUUUGUCAGAUUUAUUGUGAAACGUUAAACCCCCAUGAUCGACACACCUGCUUCAGUUUUAAAAAUCAAU